AUGGCACUGACGUUAGCGCUACCCUUAUUCGGACUAGACCCAGAGCAUUUUUCUGCCCUCAGCAUGAAGCUUCUUAAUAUUGAACGUGAACAAAAUAUGAGAAAUUUGUCCGAUUCUGGGCGAACUUCUCCAAGUACCGGAAGCGAAUCUAGUGGCAUCAGCAGUCUCGCAACAUCUGCCGAAUCGGCGUCAGUUGAAUUAACGCCGAUUUCAUCAAGACCAGAGACACCUACUAGAGUUCCGUCCAAAAGCCAGGAAAAGACUGUUCGCGUAGUAUACGGAGGUCGUGAUAUAUUGAAUUUAGGAGCGAACAUCAGGCCAUCAUUUGACUGGCAAAUGAGAGAUCGAACAUUGUCCCGACAUAACAUUCAAGAUUUUAUAACUAAUCGUCUGGUGUAUCAUCGAUUGCGUGAGCAGCCGCUUACCAAAGAUUAUCUAACGAAACGUUGCAACGAAUGUGAGUUUUGCGAACCGUCAUCUAUCUUCUGA
This is a messenger RNA of Atta colombica, 489 nucleotides long. RefSeq lists its product as uncharacterized. NCBI's taxonomy places the organism in Eukaryota, Metazoa, Arthropoda, Insecta, Hymenoptera, Formicidae. The transcript is spliced from 3 exons. The record is from RefSeq and is a predicted model, not a curated record. Bases 1 to 489 code for a protein of 162 amino acids.